AUGGCAUCCACAAAAGCCGUCGAUCGCGUCUGGGCGCUUCACGACUUUGAAGCCGAGAACCCAGAUGAGGUCUCGUUCAAGGCUGGAGAGUGCAUCUUCGUCGUUGAAAAGGAUGACGAGUUCGGAGAUGGCUGGUGGCAAGGCACCAACCAGAGCGGUCACACCGGUCUCUUCCCCUUCACUUAUACCACUCUCGAUCGCAAUCUUGCUCUAAGCGCCAAGUCCGACAACGCAACUCCAGAUGCGCUUGGCACACCUCAAGCUCUUGGCUCCUGCGCAAAACCCGGCGUAAUGCACUCCACCAUGGCCGACAUCGACAAUGCUCUUACAGAACUCCAAAGCGAUCGCAAACCAUCUAGCCUCAACGGAAGCACCUCCGCUGCUGCUGAUGCUCGUGCAGGAGGAACAGUUGGCAGCAAUCCCAAUGCUCAUGCUUCUCGAGCUUCUUUCACCAGCGAGCCAACUGACGCCGAUGAUCAAUCCGACAACUUUGGCGAAUCCGACAACUUUGCCAACAGAGCCAUCGCCGCUCGUGCCGCACUUGCAGCUAAUGCACAGAAGAACCUCGCCAACGAUGCAGAGCGUGAAAAGCAGCAGGAACAGCGCAUACGAGCAGAAGCACAGCGUCAAUUUGAGCAGGAAGAAGCUUGUCAACGUCAGCUGUUGCUUCAAGUGGAAAAGGAACGCCAGGCCAAGUUGGCCGCUGGUGAAUUGCAUCCAUCUGAAGAAAAGUCAAAAGCGCCUCCUAUCGCUGGCGUGGAUAUGAGCGAUGAGAGUGAUAGCGAAGGAUCGGUCGGCUUCUUGGAUGAUUUCCAGGACAAGACUCAUAGUCCACUCUUUGGCAACCUUGCCCCGACUCCCACCGAGGCUACGGCUGCCAGGGAGAUCAAACCUCCCACUUCGCAUUUGCAGGGGAUCGUGGAGGAUCAUCUCGCAGCUACUGCCAAAUCGCCAGUCCAACCACAGUCUAGUCUUGUGCAGGCAGAGACACCAGCUCUGGCGCCUCUCACUUCCAAUGACAUUGCUUCCUCGCUCACACCAGAUGUCGAGAGUGCUCCCACCAACACUACCGCUGUAGCACCCGUUUCCCAGUCCACUUCGAGCACUGUUCCCGCUUUGGCGGCUGGUGCGGGUGCUGUUGCGCUCGGUAGCACCGCUGCUGCCGUUGCAAACCACGAACGAUCGGCCAAUGCAUCCACUACCGGAAGUGCAGCAGUACCAGCAGCCGCUGACGACGGUGCUCGAUCUGUCGCUGGUGAUAGUACUCGAACCGGCACAGAGACAGGUCCAGGCACUGGCAUAGCCACCGGCACUGCCACUGCUGCCACUUCGAUCGCUGCUGGGACCGACAAUGACACACCACGAUCAAGCACUCCCGCAGCAUCCACUCCCGCAGCUGCUGCGGGCACCAAAUCUCCCGCUCCCGUAUCUGCCAACAUCGCCGGUGACCCGACAGAGUGGGGUGUCGACCAAGUCGUCGAAUGGGCACGCUCCAAAGGUUGGGACGAAGCAUCCGUCGUCAGCAAGUUCCGCGAACACGAGAUCUCGGGAGACGUCUUGCUCGAAAUGGACAUCAACAUCCUCAAAGAGAUUGAGAUUGUUGCUUUCGGCAAGCGUUUUCAAGUCGCCAACGGUAUCAAAGAGCUUCGUUCUCAAGUUCCCGGUGCUGUUACCACUCCUGGCUUAUCUCAGUCUGUGCAGAAUGAAGGACUUGGUAGUCCAGCGCUCAUUGCUCCAGGUGCACCUGGAACUUCCACUUACUCGCCCUACAAUCCGGGCUCGCACAACGGCAGCAAUGCUGAUGGUCGAAGCUUGAGCGCUAGGAUGGCUGAGACGAGUUUGGAUCAGAGUUUCGCGCCGACUUCCAGUCGACCGGGAAGUUUUGGUGGCGAUCGAGACUCGUUUGGUGGUCCAGCUCAGGCUGGUGGGUUUGGUGGACAAGGUUUUGCUGGUCCGGCAGGUGUGGCCGCGUGGCAAGCACAGCAAGCGGGUCAGUUGGCUCACGGAUCGCGUGUUCCGAGUGGAGAUGUUUCUCUUUCGCCUACCAGCACUUCGCAGUUUGGUGCUAUGCAGAAUCCAAGAUAUGCUCCCACAAGCGGUGCGGGUGCGGGUGCAGGUGCGGGUGCGGGUGCGGGUGGUCCGUAUGAAGACAAGCUGGGUGCUCUCCCUACAUCUCCACGCAAGCGAGAAUCGACUGGAUCGGCGGGGGCUUCGGAGAAGAACAACAGAUCGAGCUUCUUCGGUCUUGGUCAACGUAAUCGCAAGCCUCCUCCUAACCAAGCGGCUAGAGCUGACAGUGUAGUUGGUGGACCAGCUUCUAGUGUUGGUGAUGAUGAUGGUAGGAGUAGCAAAGGUACCCUCUCGAGACUUGGGUUUGCGAGGAGUUCGAAGAAUAUCAGCAAUCAAUCCUCGCAGAGCAACUUUAAGGAUCAGAUCUCCUUGCCGACUUCCAGUCCUCACUUUGAUAGUAAUGGGGAUACGGCAAGACGACAGCGUCAAUCCACCGGUGGUGGUAUGGCUCCUGGAAUGCCUGGUACAUCUCAACAACACCAACAACAAGCGAAUAUGGGAAUGGGAAUGCCAACCAACGCUCGUCCCACUUCGAUCGGUUCAGCUGGACUCGACGCUCCUCCUACCCCUUCCGCAUCCGCUGCCGCUGUCGGUACAGGCGCAGGUACCGGUACAGCAGAUGGUCCAGUAAUGUCUCGCAUCCAACCAGUCGAUCUGGAAGGAUGGAUAAAGAAAAAAGGCGAACGGUACAAUUCCUGGAAACCUCGUUAUCUUGCCCUCAAAGGUCCCGAUCUGGUCAUCCUACGCGAUCCCCAUGCUGAGAAGAUCAAAGGCUACGUCAAUAUGAACGGAUACAAAGUUAUCGCCGACGAAAACACAAAUCCAGGAAAGUACGGGUUCAAGAUUCUCCACGAAACUGAAAAACCUCAUUACUUUUCCAGUGAAGAUCCAAUCCUAGUUCGAGAAUGGAUGAAGAUGCUAAUGAAGAGUACGAUUGGUAGGGAUCAUAGCUUCCCAGUGAUAAGCAGUUAUAACAAUGCCACUAUUAGUUUGAAGGAAGCUCAGAGGAUGAAUCCACCACCGAGACCACCGAGUCCAACAAGUAGAGCUAGGACGCAAAGGGCGAAAGUUAGGCCAAAUCCGGAACAGUUGACCGCAAGAGAUGCGGCGAUAUUGAUGAACUUGACUAGUGCACAGCCGACAAAGAUGGAUCAUCAUGUCUAG
Ustilago hordei is the source of this 3234-nucleotide messenger RNA. RefSeq lists its product as uncharacterized. The record is from RefSeq and is a predicted model, not a curated record. Gene Ontology annotation, molecular function: protein binding. The transcript has a single exon. Lineage: Eukaryota; Fungi; Basidiomycota; Ustilaginomycetes; Ustilaginales; Ustilaginaceae. Bases 1 to 3234 code for a protein of 1077 amino acids.